Messenger RNA from Oldenlandia corymbosa var. corymbosa, 1209 nucleotides. The record is from the annotation of a GenBank genome assembly. NCBI's taxonomy places the organism in Eukaryota, Viridiplantae, Streptophyta, Magnoliopsida, Gentianales, Rubiaceae.
AUGGGAUUCUCGAAAUUUCCUAAACGUUAUGGGAUCGUACUUUUGACUUUUAUCUGCACUUUUGUCUGUUACAUAGAACGCGUGGGUUUUUCUAUAGCUUACACAAUUGCAGCUGAUGCUGCAAAUGUAAAUCAAACAAGCAAAGGCAUGAUACUUCUACAUUCUAUUAUGGGUAUGCUUGUUCCCAAGUACCUGGUGGUUGGGCAGCUCAAAAAGUUGGGGGGAUUCAUAUUUCCUUCUAUACACACUGUGCUUGCACAGUGGGUGCCUCCACAUGAGAGAUCAAGAUCAGUAUCUCUUACUACGUCUGGAAUGUAUUUUGGUGCUGCAGCUGGAAUGCUCAUUCUUCCUAGCGUUGUGAAGUUUUGGGGUCCUCAAUCUGUAUUUCUGGCUGAAGCUGCUCUAGGUGCCUGGUGGUCUAUACUUUGGUACAAGUAUUCCAGUGAUCCACCAAGAUCUGAGCAUCCAAAAGCAACUGCUGCUGGUUUUGGGGAGACCCUUUUACCUGUGAAAGGGCAUCAAAAGACAAACUUACAAAAUGGAGGACAUUCAGUUAGAACUCAAAGCAUUCCUUGGAAGAAAAUUACCCUCAGUCUUCCUGUGUGGGCGAUUGUUGUGAACAAUUUCACUUUUCAUUAUGCUCUUUAUGUUCUUAUGAACUGGCUUCCUACGUACUUUGAAUUAGGUCUUCAGCUUAGUCUUCAAGAAAUGGGUUCUUUAAAGAUGAUGCCUUAUUUUAACAUGUUUGUGUUUUCAAAUAUUGGUGGGGUGCUUGCUGAUCACUUGAUCACAAGGCGAAUUCUCUCUAUCACUAAAACAAGAAAACUUUUAAAUACUGUUGGAUUUCUUGUUGCUUCUAUUUCCCUGGUGACUCUUCCUUACUUCAGAACAUCAGAUGGAGUUGUGUUUUGUUCUUCUGUGGCUCUUGGCUUCUUGGCUUUGGGAAGAGCUGGAUUCGCCGUUAACCAUAUGGAUAUUGCUCCGAGAUAUGCUGGGAUAGUGAUGGGGGUUUCUAAUACAGCUGGUACUUUAGCUGGGAUAGUAGGUGUAGAUCUUACUGGCCGACUCUUGGAAGCUGCUAAAGCAUCUAACUUAGACCUAACUAGCCCAGAUAGCUGGAAAGCAGUAUUUUCAAUCCCUGGCCUUCUUUGUGUAUUGAGCUCUUUUGUUUUUAUGCUAUUUUCUACUGGAGAAAGAGUUUUUGACUGA